Molecule: messenger RNA, 2115 nt
Organism: Anopheles marshallii
Lineage: Eukaryota; Metazoa; Arthropoda; Insecta; Diptera; Culicidae
Product: bestrophin-4-like
Exons: 5
Coding region: 1-2115 (704 amino acids)
Molecular function (GO): chloride channel activity
Source: RefSeq, a predicted model, not a curated record
AUGACGGUAACUUAUACAGCAGAGGUGGCCACCUGCCGUGGUUUUGGUUGCUUCCUGAAGCUGCUCGUGAGAUGGCGCGGUAGUAUUUAUAAACUAGUAUGGCUGGACUUAACGUGCUUCCUGCUUCUAUACUAUGUGCUCAACGUUACCUACCGCCUCGGAUUAUCAGAGGAUCAAAAACGGAUAUUCGAGGAAAUCGUCAAGUACUGCGCUACGUACAGCAAUCUGAUUCCGCUUUCCUUCGUGCUCGGUUUCUACGUUACCAUCGUAAUGACGCGCUGGUGGAACCAGUACACAAGCAUUCCUUGGCCGGACCCUAUUGCCGUCUUUGUCAGUGCCAACAUUCACGGUCAGGAUGAACGGGGCCGUGUGAUGCGACGUACAAUCAUGCGCUAUGUCUGUCUCUGUCUCACGAUGGUGCUGACGAACAUUUCACCGCGGGUGAAGAAACGCUUCCCGACCAUUGAACAUCUGGUGGAGGCCGGUCUGUUGAACGAGAACGAGCAUACCAUCAUGUCCCAUCUGAAUCAGAAGUUCCCGCGUCACUCGAAGCACUGGUUGCCGAUCGUAUGGGCGGCAAGCAUUGUGACCCGUGCUCGUAAGGAGGGUCGCUGCAGGGAUGAUUUCGCAUCCAAGACGAUCAUCGACGAGCUGAACAAGUUUCGCGGCCAGUGUGGACUGUUGAUAUCGUACGACACGAUCAGUGUGCCGCUUGUGUACACGCAGGUGGUGACGCUUGCCGUGUACAGCUACUUCCUUACCUCGGUUAUGGGUCAACAGUGGGUAGAAACGAAGGAGCUUGGCGAAGGUGUGGUGAACAAGAUCGACCAGUACUUCCCGAUCUUCACCACGUUGCAAUUUUUCUUCUACAUGGGGUGGCUGAAGGUGGCCGAAUCGUUGAUCAAUCCGUUCGGCGAGGACGAUGACGAUUUUGAGGUUAACUGGAUGGUCGAUCGUAACCUGCAGGUUUCCUAUCUGAUCGUGGACGAAAUGCAUCACGAACAUCCCGAACUGCUGAAGGAUCAGUACUGGGACGAAAUCUUCCCGACCGAGUUGCCGCACACAGUGGCGUCGGCGGAAAUUCGCGAGGAACCACCACAACCCUCAACAGCCGACAUCGUGGUGAAGAAGAGAGAGGCCGAAGUCAUCCCGGUAGUGCCAACGGCCGUCCGCAUCGAUGAAAUGGUCGGUAAACAGAACCAAGCGGUUGAGUAUAACUUCCCCGCGAAUCCCAACGACGAUGAGAUGGAUGAUAACGUAAGUGGUAUACACUUUAAUACGUACGAGAAACCCAUCUAUCGUGGUGGCAGCUCGGCCACCAGUCUGGCUAGUGUGGCGGGCACGAUGUCCCGUGUCAACACUGUUACCUCAGCGCUGAAGCGAUUUUUCAGCAAGGACGAAUCGAGUCGCCCGAAUAGUGCCACUCCGGAUGCGACUGGAUCGGUGCCGUUCAAAUUUCCUGGUUCGGCCAGUUCGACGAAUCUCGCCGGUGGUCGAAUUCCCGAUCGGGCAAUGGGUAGCAUGCGCAUAACGGACCAGGUGAUCGAAGAGGUGGACGAACAGUUAACCAUCACGUCGAUGCAGGGCAAUAAUGAUUCUCGGCCAACGGCGGCCAGUUUGUUCGAGCAUGGUCCACCAAAGCCUAGCGAACCGGUCGAUGUACCGCAACAAGCUUACAACCGGACUCAAUCCUCGGUGGCUCAUGGAUUCCCUACGCAGCUGACACCACCUGGUCCAGACACGAUGCUUUCGGCUUCGGCACCGGAAACGGGCCGAUUCGAACACAAUUAUGUGCCACUAAGCCCAACCGAUCCGGAUGCCGUUCCGAUUGUUGCAUCCUCGACGGCGCUCCGUGGUAUGGUCGAUGAAACGGACCGCGUGACUACAACGUUUGAGAACGUGGAAACGGAAAAGGAACAACUGGAACGAAAGACACGCUUGCUGGCUCGUUCGAUUAGCAAGCAGGCUGUAUUGGGACUGAUCGAUGCCGAUAUGCUGCUCGAUGAGCUUACCAAGAGCACGGGUGAUCUGGAAGGUUCGGAAAAGAAAGCCCCGCAAAACACGCCCGAUGGUCCGACGUCUGACAGUAACAGCAAUGUCGAUACGACGUUAUGA